Molecule: messenger RNA, 1928 nt
Organism: Alnus glutinosa
Lineage: Eukaryota; Viridiplantae; Streptophyta; Magnoliopsida; Fagales; Betulaceae
Product: cytochrome P450 71D11-like
Exons: 2
Coding region: 267-1799 (510 amino acids)
Molecular function (GO): monooxygenase activity; heme binding; iron ion binding
Source: RefSeq, a predicted model, not a curated record
AUGAAGUAAUAUACACGACCUUUUUGUGUGCCGGCCGGCUUUGUUGAUUUUUUUUUUUUUUUUUUGUUUCCUUGAUGUAGCAACGAAGAAAAUCUUCAGCCUUUGUUUGUCGCCACCGAUCGACUUUCACCUAUAAAUACGUAUACUCUGCUUAACAUUCCAAGCAAGAAAUUUCUCUAGCUUCUUAAUAUUGUCUUUAUCAGUUCAUCGAUCCAUAUAUAUUCAUCCAAAAAAAGAGAGAAAAAAAAAAAAAAGAGUUUUGAUCGAUGGAACUCGAAGCCUUAUCAUUCCCAAUCCUCUUCUCCCUGUUGCUGUUUAUGUUAAUGGUACUGAGAAUAGGGAAGAGGUUCAAAACCGGCAGUUCUCUAAGCCUUCCCCCAGGGCCAUGGAAGCUACCCAUCUUUGGAAACAUGCACAACUUUGCUUCAGGCGAUCCACCCCAUCGUGCUUUGAGAGACUUGGCCAAGAAACAUGGACCUUUGAUGCUACUUCGCCUAGGAGAAGUUUCCACUGUCGUGGUCUCCUCUGCUGAGUAUGCAAAAGAGGUGAUGAAAACCCAUGAUGCUAUCUUUGCAUCAAGGCCAAGUGUUCUGUCUUCAGAGAUCUUGUCGUAUGAUUGUACAAGCAUUGGGUUUGCGCCAUUAGGCAACUACUGGAGGCAGCUUCGAAAAAUCUGUGUUCUAGAGCUUUUGAGCCCAAAACGUGUUGAAUCUUACCGACCAGUUAGAGAAGAAGAGCUAUCAAAAUUCAUCGAGUGGAUUGGCACAAAAGCUGGGUCUGAUGAUCCUGUCAAUCUUUCCAGCAAAGUGUUCUCAACAGUGUAUGGCAUUACUUCAAGGGCGGCUUUUGGUAAGAAAUGCGAAGACCAAGAACAGUUCAUACAAAUUGUGAAGGAAGUUAUCGAGUUCGCUGCGGGUUUCAAUAUUGCAGAUUUCUUUCCCUCUAUUAAACUGCUUCAUCAGAUCAGUGGGGUGAGGCCUAAACUUGAGAAGAUGCACAAGGAAGCUGACAGGAUUAUGGAGAAAAUCAUCAGUGAACACAAGGCAAAGGCAACAACAAAAGCAGGAGAGGCUGUUACAGAAGAAGAUUUGGUAGAUGUUCUCCUGAAAUUUCAUGAGCAUGGCGACAGUGAGUUUUCCUUAACAAACAACAACAUCAAGGCUGUAAUCCUGGACAUUUUUGCUGCUGGGAGUGAGACAUCGGCCAUAACCAUAAUAUGGGCAUUGUCAGAAAUGAUGAAAAACCCAGAAGUGAUGAAGAAGGCACAAGCUGAGGUGAGGGAAGUCUUUAAAACAAGAGGGAGGGUUGAUGAAACAGCCAUUAAUGACAUGAAAUAUUUGAAGUUAGUAGUCAAGGAGACCCUGCGACUACGCCCUCCUUCUGCUCUAUUACUUCCUAGAGAAUCCAAAGAGAGGUGUGAAAUCAAUGGGUAUGAAAUUCCUGCAAAAACUAAAGUUAUUGUAAAUGCGUGGGCAAUUGGAAGAGAUCCCAAAUAUUGGAAUGAACCUGAGAGCUUUAUCCCAGAGAGAUUUCUAAGUGAUAGCUCUCUUGACUAUAAGGGGACUAAUUUCGAAUAUAUCCCAUUUGGAGCUGGAAGGAGGGUAUGCCCAGGCUAUAUAUUUGGCCUUGUCAUUGUUGAGUACGCACUUGCUCUGCUUUUGUACCAUUUUGAUUGGACACUUCCCAAUGGAAUGAAGCCUGAAGAUCUGGACAUGACUGAUAUCGCCGGCGCUACAGUUGGAAAAAAGGAGGAUCUGAAGUUGAUUCCGAUUGUUUAUAAUCCGUUGCCGGUUGAAUAAGUUUGUGCUUCUUCUUCUUCUGUAGAGAUAGCUACUAUAUAUGAUGAUUACCAAGUUGGAAUAAGAUUUGAACUUUGUAUUUCUAUUGGGUUUUGAACUAUUUAAUGCCAUGUUACAUCUUCCCCAUUA